Messenger RNA from Branchiostoma floridae (Florida lancelet), 2084 nucleotides. RefSeq names its product inositol-tetrakisphosphate 1-kinase-like. The coding region runs from base 1001 to 1888 and encodes 295 amino acids. Gene Ontology annotation, molecular function: inositol-1,3,4-trisphosphate 5-kinase activity; ATP binding; magnesium ion binding. The record is from RefSeq and is a predicted model, not a curated record. The transcript is spliced from 13 exons. Gene Ontology annotation, biological process: inositol trisphosphate metabolic process. Gene Ontology annotation, cellular component: cytoplasm. Lineage: Eukaryota; Metazoa; Chordata; Leptocardii; Amphioxiformes; Branchiostomatidae.
UCAUAUUCCUCUGGGCAAUUAGAAGUCAAGCACAGGAUUGGUCAGUUAUCACAUGACACUAUUCUGGUCCCAGAAGAAGGUCUCAAAGGUAAGCGAGGAUUGGUCAGAACGGGUCACAUGCGUAUAUCACCCAUACUUUUCAGGCUGAAAUCACCACUGUUUUCUGAUAUCAUCACAGUUUUUUCCUCAUUUGCAUGAAAUAGCAGCACACUUUUUUUCAAAGCACCAUACUAUGUGGAUAUAUCAACAGAAAAUGGGGGCUUCUCAUUGGCUGAGGGGAAGUAGCCAUGGGCUAAUCUAAGUUAGAGUUAGAGAGCAGCAUUUACACCUAAGCAACUAAAAGUCUUAUUUGAUAUUUCAUGCUGAAACAAAACAUUAACAAAUACCUUAGGAUCCCACCUUUGAUAAGUUUAGAAAUAAGAAAUCAUAGGAUGUUAUUUUUAUAUUAUUUGUCACAUUUGGUGAAUACUGCAACUGUCGGAAUGUCCAUUGUAACCUGUUAAUGUUAUCUCCAAUUAGUUAAACCAGUUCUUCAAGUCAAUUAGUAAUCUUAAAAUUUGAAUGAAAUGCAGCACAUGUGUGAAAAAUAGCUGUUACUACAACUGUCUCUUACACUUAAGAUUGCUGUGUGCCAGGUUUGACUACAACGCAGUGCAACUGCUGAUCAUGGAAAGUAGCUGACUGCUGAUGCAAAUACGGAGAUUGAAGGCGUGAUAGUGACUGCAGCCGGACGUUAUGGUGCGAAACGACGUCGGCGCUUUGGUCUUGUUAUUACUGAUCUCUGUCAUGGUGAUUUCGGAAAGGUACCUCUUGGACAGAACAAUGGCUGCAAACUUCUUCCCAGCUAGGUUCUGCACCGAAACUCGUGAACGGAGCAGUCUUCAGAACAAGAGACGAUGCCGAGUGGGCUACUUACUAUCAGAAAGCAAAGAAAAGCGAAUUCCAUUUCACACGUUCAAAAAAGAGUACAGGAAUUCUAGCAUUGACUUGGUCAAGGACAAUGUCCUCCAUUCUCCAGGUGGACGUCAACCGUUCCGUCGCUGCCCAAGGCCCGUUUGACGUGUUUAUUCACGACUUCACGGAUAUCGUGCGCGAGGCGGAAGAAGGAGACACGAAGGCGGAGAUGUUCGUAGCAGAGUUAUCGGAAUACGUGUCCCGUCACCCUAACAUGGUAGUGAUGAACCCGGUCGCUUCCUGGAGACUGCUGCAUGACCGACUGGGGGCGCAAGGAGUCGCUGCAGAGGUGGUCAAGUUACUGAACGAUCCUGACGUCAUUGUGCCAAACAGAGUCUAUCUGGAGAAGUCCGGAGUUAAGAAUAUGAUGAAAAAUUUGAAAAUGGCGGGAGUGACGUUUCCGUUCGUGUGCAAGUCGUCGUCUCUUCUGCUUGCUGAGCACCACAAGAUGACGUUAGUCUAUGGAAGACGCGGGUUGGAAAGUCUUGACCUGCCCUGCGCCGCUGAGAGUUUCACAAACCAUUCAGGAAUACUCCACAAGAUAUACGUGAUCGGAGACACUCAUUUCGUCUACGCUCGACCCUCAUUAAAGAACUUCGCCAUGUCAGAUGACCUUCCCAAUGUGCAAUUCUCUACCUCUGAUGUUGCCAAAUCCGACUCAGUGUCGCCAUUGAAUGCGGGAAAGCGUGGCGAGCCGACCAGCCAGACCAGUCCUGUGUCAGAUGAAAAGAUUUCCCGGAUUUCGGACAGGAUGAGACACGUGCUGGGGUCCAGUCUGAUCGGGAUUGACGUCAUCGUGCAGGACGGAACCGGAAAUCACGUCAUCAUCGACGUCAACGACUUUCCUGGUUACCACGAGGUUGGAACCCGAGAGUUCCAAACGGCUCUACUUCAACUUCUCAGGACGGGCCCGUGCAGCUGCAUUGGUUCCUAGGAAGAGAAAAUGUUAGAUAGAUGUGAAAAUUCAUCCGUGUAACUUUUUACUUUUUUACUACCGUAUUUUCUCGAAAAGAGUACGCACUUUUAACCUUUUCAAAAUUGAAAAGGUGCUACAAGUUGUUGCCAAAGUUGGGGUACGUACUUUGCUUGUACUCUCCAAGCAAGUCCCCGGCUGUUUUUUUUAACGUUUU